Messenger RNA from Rubroshorea leprosula, 670 nucleotides. NCBI's taxonomy places the organism in Eukaryota, Viridiplantae, Streptophyta, Magnoliopsida, Malvales, Dipterocarpaceae. The record is from the annotation of a GenBank genome assembly.
UGUUUCCUGACUAAUUCUUAAAAUGCAGAUAUUUGGGUUCCUUGAUGUGGAGAAGAAUGGAUCAAUUACAUUUAAGGAGUUCUUGUUUGGAUCCGCUCAUGUGAUGAAGCAACCAUUAUUCCACCAAGCCUGUGAAUUUGCAUUUGCUAAAUGUGUUAUUCAGGGAGCUAGUUACUGUUCAGAGCAAGAAUUGGCUGAUGUUAUUAGACCUACCAUUCCAGAUCUGAAUUAUGAGGAGAUUCAUGGGCUGUUCAAUCUAUUUGACAUGGAUAAGGAUGGAAGGAUCAGCAAGGAUGAUUUCUUUUCCUGCCUGAGAAAGAAUCCCCUGCUGAUAGCACUUUUUUCACCAUGUUUGGCCCGCAAAGAGCUGUCAAAGGAUGGGGAUAUGGUGCUGCAUGAGACUGUCUGAUCCAUAGCUGUGUGUUUUCCUGAGGCAAAACAUAGAUUUGUUGCUUGACUGAGAAUUAUCCACUACUAUGGGGGCGUAAUAUUAUUUUUUUUUGGAUCAAGCCCCUCAAAAGAGACUGCCUACAAUGAUUAUUGAUCCUGUUAAAUGGGGAUUUAACUUGUAAGUUCAUGCUGUUUUGCAUCUAAGACAGAUCUUGUGACUACAAAUUUUGUGUGCUUAACUUGGAGCUUGAGAGCAUAGAAAUGAAAAUUAUUCAUGAUU